GGCUGUCGUCUCUUAAAGCCAGUCUAUCCCACAUUCGACACUCCGCUUUACAGGCACAAAAACAAACACCCAGCCAUAGUUAAGCCACUGUUUUUUUGUUUCUGGCAAGCCAAUUUCUCCUCUCAAGUCGUAAGCCACCGCCAUCUUCAGUGUCACCGUCGACUUUCUUUUCUGUUGGCCUGGUCAAACUCACCAUCAAUUUUUCCCUCUGAUCGCACAUGGGCGAGCAAACCCAACUCCAACCACAACCGCAACCGCAACCGCAACCACAGCCUCAAUCCAAUCCCCCUCCGCCUACACCUCCACCUCCCCAAUCCCUAUCCCAAUCGCAAUCCCACUCCCACUCGCAACCCCAAUCUCAAUCUCCGAUCAAAGCCCAGGUUCAAACGCAAACUCAACCACAGCCCCUUCAUGACUCCACCACUACGUCGACCAUUACCACCACUAAUGAAUUGACCACUAUUCCUCAGCAAACCGUUUCUCCUCCGGCCAAAAUUCCUCCUUCUCGCCCCCGUAAAAUCCGUAAACUCUCUCCGGACGACACAGCUACCACCGCCACCGACCCUAAUUCCUCACAAUUAACCACCACUACAAAUGAACCUCCAAAAACGACAGCCAAAUCCGCCAAAACCAGAAUCGCCCAGACGAAAGCCAUUGUUGUGGCACCUCCCCGCAUCAUUCCGAGAUCGCUGUCCUGCGAAGGUGAGGUGGAGAACGCGAUUCGCCAUCUUCGCGAUGCCGAUCCACUUCUCGCAUCUUUAAUCGACCUCCACCCUCCCCCUACCUUCGACACUUUUCACACUCCGUUCCUUGCCUUGACUCGAAGCAUUCUUUACCAGCAGCUCGCUUUUAAAGCUGGCACUUCAAUCUACACUCGUUUCAUCGCUUUAUGUGGUGGAGAGGCUGGUGUCCUCCCCGGGACAGUUCUUUCUUUGACCCCUCAACAGCUCCGACAAAUUGGGGUUUCGGGGCGCAAAGCCAGUUAUCUUCAUGAUCUCGCUAGAAAGUAUCAUAAUGGGAUAUUGUCGGAUACUGCAAUUGUAAAUAUGGAUGAUAAGUCUCUUUUCACUAUGCUUACUAUGGUUAAUGGAAUUGGUUCUUGGUCGGUGCAUAUGUUUAUGAUUUUUUCGCUGCAUAGACCGGACGUGUUGCCCAUUAACGAUCUUGGGGUGCGCAAAGGAGUGCAGUUGCUGUACAAUUUGGAAGAUUUGCCUCGUCCAUCGCAGAUGGAUCAACUGUGCGAGAAAUGGAGGCCGUACAGGUCGGUUGCGUCUUGGUACCUUUGGAGAUUUGUGGAGGCUAAAGGGUCCCCUUCGAGUGCUGUGGCAGUGGCAACUGGUGCUGGUAUGACACAGCAACAACAGGAGGAACAGCAACCUCAGCUCCUCGACCCAAUUAAUAGCAUUCUCAACCUCGGGGCCUGUGCUUGGGGACAAUGAUUGGGACUCGGGAUCAAUUAGUUGAUAAACUCUAUCAAGCAACCUAUUUGAGAAGUGCUUAUGAAUCGGCGAAAGAAAGGUACUCGUUGCUCAUUGUAGGCUUGGACAUUUUAGUAGUUAAGAGAGAUGUGUAUUUUGUCUAGUAAACUUGCUUUGAAAAUUGAAUAAAGACCUCAUGUGCCGAAGUUCUACUGUCUGUUAAGAGACUGGAUUUUGUUGUCAAAACACUCUUACAAGACAUUAUAGAGUUAAAGAGCUUCAUUUUUUCUACCAU
Messenger RNA from Jatropha curcas, 1713 nucleotides. RefSeq names its product DNA glycosylase superfamily protein. Gene Ontology annotation, molecular function: alkylated DNA binding; DNA-3-methyladenine glycosylase activity; DNA-7-methylguanine glycosylase activity. Lineage: Eukaryota; Viridiplantae; Streptophyta; Magnoliopsida; Malpighiales; Euphorbiaceae. Gene Ontology annotation, cellular component: nucleus; protein-DNA complex. Gene Ontology annotation, biological process: base-excision repair; base-excision repair, AP site formation; DNA alkylation repair. The record is from RefSeq and is a predicted model, not a curated record.